This is a messenger RNA of Osmia lignaria (orchard mason bee), 2073 nucleotides long. It is a transcript of the gene sicily, whose product is annotated as NADH dehydrogenase (ubiquinone) complex I, assembly factor 6 homolog sicily. Gene Ontology annotation, biological process: biosynthetic process. The record is from RefSeq and is a predicted model, not a curated record. Lineage: Eukaryota; Metazoa; Arthropoda; Insecta; Hymenoptera; Megachilidae.
AAGCGUGUUUACAUUUUCUCUGUUAGGAAAGAUGUUAAUGUUUUAAAACAUGUUUGUUAAGAGAGGAAAAUUACUUUAUUUUAAACUAAAUAUAUUAUUUCAAACGUCAAGAUAUUUAAGGAAUACUCCGAAACAAACGCCGGCUGAAUAUUGUUUGGAAUUAGUUCGAAAAAAUGAUUAUGAAAACUUUUUAUGUACAUUAUUAUUACCGCCUGAAAUUAGAGCCAGUGCAUUUGCAAUUCAUGCAUUCAAUGUUGAAGUGGCUCAAGUAAAAGAUCAAGUACAUGAUCAUAAAAUAGGGGAAAUGAGAUUAAAAUUUUGGACAGAUGCACUGAGUAAUACGUACAAAGGAAAUCCUCCCAAAAGUCCUGUUAUGUUAGAAUUAUAUAGGGUUUUACAGAAGUCUCCUCUUUCCAAACAUUAUUUCAAUCGUUUGAUUAAUGUACGAUUAGUGAAACUUUAUGAUUAUUCAUUUAAUAGCUUGAAUGCAAUAGAGCAAUAUGCAGAGCAUAGUUCUUCUUCUAUCUAUUAUCUUUUAUUGGAAGCACACGGUAUAAAUAAUAUUAAUGCGGAUCAUGUUGCAAGUCAUAUAGGCAAAGCACAUGGAAUUAUUAAUUUACUUAGAUCAGUUCCUUAUAAUGCCAAAAAAAGAAUCAAUAUGUUACCACAAGAUAUUUUAAUGAAACACAGUGUUUCUACAGAAGCUGUGUUGCAAAGUCAAUCAAGCAAAGAACUUAAGGAUGUAAUACAUGAAGUUGCUUCCCAUGGAAAACUGCAUCUAGACGCGGCAAUGUCCCUUAAACAUGAUAUAGGGAAAAAAGCAAAUUUGAUCUUUUUACCAGUAGUCUGUUUAAACAAUUAUUUAAACAAAUUGAGAAAGGUAGAUUUUAAUAUCUUUGAUUCAAAAUUACAAAGGAGAGAUAAUUUACUUCCAUUACGUUUGCUCUGGAAAAAAUGGGUGCAGUAAAAUAUCAUCUUAGUAUUAUAUAGAUAAAUUGUGAAAUUGAACACUUACUUUAAAAUUUCUUCAGAACAGACUUGUAACAUCGGAAAAAUUUAAGUUAUUUAUAUAUUUUACAAUGAAUACUAUAGCAUAAUCAAUUUAUCACACUAAAUUAAACAUUUUUAAAGUUUCAUCCAAAUAAACUAUUCUGUUUUAUACAUUAUGAAAAUAAUCUGUAUAAUUUUCACAGUCUGCUUCUACCGAAGUAAAGGAUAAAUCUCCUGUGCUGCAAGGAAUUGUAGGUAUAUUUGAACCCUGAAUAGUAAAUCCAUGAUAAUCUUCUUUCUGUGAAUCUGUAGUUGAAGGUACAUUCAGAUGUGUAGAUACUAGUUCACUUGUAGACCUCUCCGGCUGAAUAUUAAAAUCGCUUUGGGUAUCCAAGCUUAUAAGACUAGUUUCAUCUUCUGCUUUGCUUACAUCAAAGCUGUCAUCACCAAUGAAGGAUGGAAAAUCAAAAGUAGGAGAUGGUGUAACACAAUCUUCUAUCAAAGAAGUUUUUCCAUCAGUUUGUUGCACGGAAUUAUUAACUGUAGUAGAACAAACCUAAAAUCAAUUUUUAAUCAUCACGAUUAAUUAUUUACAGUAAAUUUGAAUCAAUUGUGAAUAAUAACUUACUUGUGGAAUAAUUGGAGGUGGUAACUGAUAACUUUCGAUAUCUUCACAGUCUAAAUUUGUAGGUAAUCUUUGACUAUGAAUAAUCAAUAACGGAGUUCUGUUCAAAACUUCAUUUACUUCUGAUUCUAUUUCUUCUUGAAAUUGUAACAUUUUUUCUUUUAAAUUUAGCGCUUCGUUCAUUAUCUCUGUAUUUUUAGCUUUCAUCUCGUCAAGGAGUGUUAUGUCUUCACACAUUAAAUGUAAGCUCUACAUAAAGAAUUUUGAUAAAUUAUGUGGAAAAUACACAAAGUUAUGAAAGGAAGAAAUUCAAUACAUACUUCACACAUCAUUAAAGCAGAUUCCCAAGUAUUGGCAGGUACACGUUCUCCAGACAUAUAAGCGUUGAAAUCUUUCUCAUCCAUGUUUAACGACUCGGCUGUUAAAUUUUCAAUAAAGGAUACAGCACAGCACUGAAA